UCUGUGUGUCUCAUCCUGUUAGUUAGGUUUGGUGUAUUCUAAUUUCUUUCCCUGAUUGGUUAUUCAACAGGAAAAAAGGUCCCAUCUUUGUAUGAAUUUUUAAGUGCAAACUCUAAACUAACCAAACAAAGAAACAAAGUUGCCAAUUUGCCAUAUUCUCACUGCAUGUGUCUCUGAAAAAUGAAAAUGGUUCCAAAGUUGGGUGGUAGAGUUGAGGGUGGUGGAACUGGCUAUGGAACCAGUCCUAUCUGAAUUUCAAUAUAUAACUGCUUCAACGAAAUUCAUGGCUGCCACUUCCAAUCUUUGGUGAAGUUCAUUCCUUUUUGAGUUAUUACUAUGGCCCUUUUUGUCUCUUGUGCUGUAACCGUCAUGGCUUACAUGGGUUCAACUUCAAUCAUCUCGCUUUUCUCAAUGGUUUAAACGAUAUGAUCUGGUGAUAACCUCUUUUGACUUUCAGCAAUGAUGGAUUGGCAAUUGUGGUUCAGUUUUGACUAAGUUCUUUCAGACGGGUCAUCUGAGCAGAUAUUUGUAUUCAAUUUCACCUUAUCUGUUGAAUGUUCUAAACCCUUUCGUGCUUUAGAAUCUGUAGUGUAUGUGUUUUGGAUAGUAAUUAAUAUCCUUGGUUCUAGAUAGACUUGUGGGGCAAAUCUCCUUUGGCAAUAUAGCUUCCAAUCUUGGAAGAAGCAAACUUAUUAUCCUUCCAAAAGAAGUUAUUUAUGUUUGAAGACUCUGCUCUGUUGGGCAUUGGGCAAAUCUCCUUUGGCAAAAGUUACUUAAUUUCCUUUGGCUUGGAACAAUUUCUGUCAUCUCAAGACAAAGAUUACUAUUCUGAAGUAAUUCCACUAUCCACUAGGAACUAUUUUCACUAGGGCAAAUCUUCUUUGGCAACAUUUGGUUACCUUACCUGCUUCCUCUAAUUCCCCAAGUAGUUACUUCCUGAAAACCAGAAAAAAAAAAAAAGAUACUUUCAGUCUUUGAAACUUCUUGAGUUUCUGUUUAAAUUUCCAGUUCAAAAACUGGGCAAAUCUCCUUUGGCAUUUUGGAGUCCUUAGUUGACACAGGUUAUCCUGUUAGGCUAAGCUCCUUUGGUAUCUAAUCAUCAGUUUCAGACUUUCAGUGAUCAAGAUAUUCCUUUUAAGAAACUGAGUUUCUAUCUGAAAGAAAUAGCAGUAUCAAUCAGGCAUUGUACACGGCUCUCCUUGAGGUCAAGAUCAACGUAGCUGUUGUGAAUUGCUAUAUAUACAGACACUAGGGUUUGAUGAUUCUAUUUGGUUGAGAAGGUCGUGUUCCUUUCCACAAGAUAUUACUGAUUGCAGAUUACUUCUGAAUCUUAUCUUUCUGAGUGACAUCUGGUUGAUGGAUUCACACAUUGCUGAUUCGGACUGGGAGACCUCCAGUGACAGCAGCAGCAGCGAUGAUCAAGAGGAUAUUGAUUUUUUAUAUGGUGGGAAAGCUUGCAGCAUAUUAUCCAGUUUAGAAGAAAGCAUUGAAAAAAUUGAUGAUUUUCUCUCAUUUGAGAGGGCAUUUGCUCAUGGGGAUGUGGUCUGCUCGUUGUCAGAUCCAUCUGGACAGAUGGGCAGGGUUGUAAGUGUUGAUAUGUCUGUCGAUUUGGAAAAUGUUCGGGGAAACAUAUUGAAAAAUGUAAACUCCAAGAAACUUCUGAAGAUUCGCUCCAUUUCAGAAGGUGAUUUUGUGGUCAAGGGACCAUGGCUUGGUCAAGUUCAAAAGGUGGUGGAUAGAGUGACUGUAUUGUUUGAUGAUGGAGCAAAAUGUGAGAUUAUCGCAUUGGAAAAAGAGAAGAUUUUACCAAUCAGUCAAAGUUUUCUUGAGGAUUCACAGUAUCCAUACUAUCCAGGACAAAGAGUAAAGGUUAAGUCUUCCACUGCUUCUAAAUCGGCUAGAUGGCUUUGUGGCACUUGGAGAGACAAUCAAGAUGAAGGAACUGUAUAUGCUGUGGAUGCUGGUCUUGUUUAUGUUAAAUGGAUCGCUUCUGUUCUUGGAUUCAAUUCUAAUGUCAAUGUCAAUGAUCCCACCUGCUGGCAAGAUUCCAAAAACUUGACCUUGCUGUCGUGUUUUUCGCAUGUAAACUGGCAGCUUGGUGAUUGGUGCAUGCUCCCUAUCGCAGACCAAAAGAAAGAGAUGUUUCAAGAUUCUUCUACGAGUGAUAUUUCUGCUGAACAUAAUAUGGCAAGAGGAUAUAAGAGAAGAAACCUCAACUCUAGUAUUGGGGAAAUAUUCAUAGUUGGGAAGAUAAAGACUAAAGUGGAUGUUGUGUGGCAAAAUGGGGAACAUACUUUGGGAUUAGACCCACAGAACUUAAUCCCAGUUAAUGUCAUAAACACUCAUGAGUUUUGGCCUCAGCAGUUUGUACUGGAGAAAGGAGCUUCUGAUGAUCCUCUUAAGCCUAGCAGUCAAAGAUGGGGUGUUGUUCAAUCUGUCGACGCAAAAGAGCGUACGGUAACAGUACAAUGGAAAACUGUUCCCAUAUCUGAGGUAGAUAAUCUGGCCGGAGAAACAAUGAUUGAAACUGUAAGUGCCUAUGAACUUGUGGAGCACCCAGAUUAUUCUUGUUGUUUUGGUGAUAUUGUGUUCAAGGCUCAGAAACAGAUUGAUUCCCAAGCUGAUAAGGAUAAUGCAAAGUCAGUGACCGACUUGAAUGGAGAUGAUCCUCUGAGAGGCAAGGAUGAAAUCAGUGAUCAGAAUAAGUUCCCUGAUGACUUUUACCUGUCUUGUUUUGGUAAUGUUGUCAGUUUCGAAGAUGGUGAUGUUGAGGUGAAAUGGGCUACUGGUUUAACAACCAAGGUUGUACCUUAUGAAAUUUUUCGCAUUGAUAAACAUGAAGAUUCAACUGCAACCCCUGUUCCUAAUGAAGUAAAUGUUGAGGAGUUGACUCAUGAGAUGAUUGUACAUGAAAGUCUUCCUUCUGACCAGAAGGGAAAGGACUUAUUAAAUUGUGAUAGUGGUAGAGGGAAUCAUGAAAAGCAUCCAGGAGAGUGCAGUUCCUUUUCUAUUCCUCAAGCUGCAAUUGAACUUUUUUCAAGCAUUAAAACCAGCAUAUUCCAAACAUUUGGUGUAACUUCACUUUAUGGAGCAGUUUCCCGAGUCCCUACAUUUGAAGAGGAAAAAGGAACCAAUUUUCUUGAAAAGAAAGAUUUUGAAACUUGUGGUCCCUGCCCCGAGUCAACUCCAGUGAGUGGGUUGGAGACAAAUGAAGACAAACUUCCAUAUUCUGAGUUCGUUAAGAUUCAUGAGAGAAAUGAUUCUCCAGUUUCUUUAGAUAGCAACAGUUCUAAUCAGUUAAAGCAGUUUGAUAUGAUAGAUAAUUGCUCAGACCACCACUUUUUUGAUAAGGGAAAAGGGUUGGCGAUAUCUCAGGUAAAAAGAGAUUGGGUGAAAAAGGUUCAGCAAGAAUGGAGCAUCCUGGAGAAAAAUCUUCCUGAAACUAUUUAUGUCCGUGUUUUCGAAGAAAGAAUGGAUCUCAUGAGAGCAGCCAUUGUGGGUGCGUCUGGGACGCCUUAUCAUGAUGGGCUCUUCUUCUUUGACAUAUGUUUUCCUCGAGAGUAUCCCAGUGAACCACCUAUGGUGCACUACCAUUCUGGUGGGCUCAGAUUAAAUCCUAAUUUGUAUGAGUCGGGAAAAGUGUGUCUGAGUCUCCUGAAUACAUGGACUGGCACGGCCAGCGAAGUGUGGAACCCUGCAUCCUCCACAAUCCUUCAAGUCCUUCUCUCCCUGCAGGCCCUUGUCCUUAAUGAGAAACCUUAUUUCAAUGAGGCCGGAUAUGAUCAACAAAUUGGAAGAGCCGAAGGAGAGAAAAACUCAGUCAGUUACAAUGAAAAUGCUUUUCUUGUCACCUGCAAAUCGAUGUUGUAUCUGUUGAGAAAGCCACCCAAGCAUUUUGAGGCACUGGUGGAAGAGCACUUUAGACAACGCUCGUGUCAUAUACUUUCUGCCUGUAAGGCAUAUCUCGAAGGCGCUCCCAUCGGAGGCACUUCUGGUUCUGGAAAAUCCGAGGAUGAAAACCAGAAGGGGACUUCUACAGGAUUCAAAAUUAUGCUGGCUAAGCUCUUCCCCAAGCUUGUUGAGGCAUUUUCUGAUAAGGGAAUUGAUUGCAGCCAGUAUAUUGAGCUGCAAAAAGAAGCUAGUCCUAAGUAGUGAGUAAUCCUGCUAGGACAGUCCAACCAUAUGUAUAAUUAAUUUGUUUUCAUGGGAUCUGUAAAAUAUGUUAAAACACCCAUCUAUGCUAUGUUCACUACAACCACGAUUUGGUAUGAAAUGUCAAUGAUGUAAGCAAAAAAAAAAAAAAAAACCUUAUGGUCUCUGUGUAUCAUAUUUGAUUGCAUAUGUGAAAUAUAAUGAAAAUGAAAUAAGAAGCAUUGCAUUGAUUGCUUUGCUUUAUGC
This is a messenger RNA of Arachis ipaensis, 4398 nucleotides long. RefSeq names its product putative ubiquitin-conjugating enzyme E2 24. NCBI's taxonomy places the organism in Eukaryota, Viridiplantae, Streptophyta, Magnoliopsida, Fabales, Fabaceae. The record is from RefSeq and is a predicted model, not a curated record. Gene Ontology annotation, molecular function: ubiquitin conjugating enzyme activity.